This is a messenger RNA of Leptonychotes weddellii (Weddell seal), 1331 nucleotides long. The record is from RefSeq and is a predicted model, not a curated record. Lineage: Eukaryota; Metazoa; Chordata; Mammalia; Carnivora; Phocidae.
AUGCACCUGGAUUCAGCCUGCGGCCUGACGGCGGCUUUCUCUGCAGAGCGCGUCCCCGGCUGUGCAGGGACAGGUCGCAGCUUUGAGUUUGAUGGGCGCACCUGCUGUCCGGAAGGCUCCUCCCCAACCCCGUCGGCGCCCUCGCGCGCCCGCCCCAGGGCGCUGCCGUUGCUGCUGCUCGCGCUGGCGGCCCGCGGGAGCUGGGGCGCGCCCGCACCCCGCGCGGAGGACCUCAGCUUGGGAGUGGAGUGGCUGAGCAAGUUCGGCUACCUGCCCCCUGCAGACCCCACAACAGGGCAGCUGCAGAUACGGGAGGAGUUGACGAAGGCCAUUGUGGCCAUGCAGCGGUUCGGAGGGCUGGAGGCCACCGGCAUCCUGGACGAGGCCACCCUGGCGCUGAUGAAGACCCCUCGGUGUUCCCUCCCUGACCUCCCAGCUGCGGCCCCGGCACGAAGGAGACGCCAGGCUCCAGCUCCCACCACGUGGAACAGGAGGAGCUUGUCCUGGAGGGUCCGCACAUUCCCGCGGGACUCGCCCCUGGGCCGCGACACGGUGCGUGCGCUCAUGCACUAUGCCCUCAAAGUCUGGAGCGACAUCACGCCCCUCAACUUCCACGAGGUGGCGGGCAGCACUGCGGACAUCCAGAUCGACUUCUCCACGGCUGACCACGACGACGCCUACCCCUUCGACGGCCCCGGCGGCACGGUGGCCCAUGCCUUCUUCCCCGGCGACCACCACACCGCGGGGGACACCCACUUCGAUGACGACGAGUCCUGGGCCUUCCGCUCGUCAGAUGCCCACGAUAUGGACCUGUUUGCGGUGGCUGUCCACGAGUUUGGGCACGCCAUCGGGCUGAGCCACGUGGCGGCCACGAGCUCCAUCAUGCAGCCCUACUACCAGGGCCCGGUCGGCGACCCUCUGCAUUACAGGCUCCCCUAUGAGGACAGGGUGCGGAUCUGGCAGCUGUACGGCGUGCGGGAGUCCGUGUCCCCCACGGCACAGCCACACACCCCGGAGCCCGAGGAGCCUCCGCGCCUGCCAGAGCCCCCCGACAAUCGGUCCAGCACCCCGUAAGCGUGGGCCCCUGGUCUGCACACCGUGGCCGGCGCCACCCCCAACAGAGGCUCAGAGCCUCCCGGCUCUUCUGAGAGAAGCACAGCUGUGGGGCCACGUCCCUUUCCUGAAGCCCCCCAGACGCGGAGGGGCACUUGCUCACCCCGGCCCGGGCUGCAGGGGUGGUGGCCCCUCACCCCUUGUCCCAGACAUGCGCCCCACGAUGCUCCCUGACGCUCUGCUCACGCCUCGCUGUCUCGGCCACUCUGGACUGAGGA